Messenger RNA from Melozone crissalis (California towhee), 3309 nucleotides. Its product is annotated as transcription factor COE4-like. Gene Ontology annotation, molecular function: DNA-binding transcription factor activity, RNA polymerase II-specific; RNA polymerase II cis-regulatory region sequence-specific DNA binding. Bases 1 to 2007 code for a protein of 668 amino acids. The transcript is spliced from 18 exons. Lineage: Eukaryota; Metazoa; Chordata; Aves; Passeriformes; Passerellidae. Gene Ontology annotation, biological process: regulation of transcription by RNA polymerase II. The record is from RefSeq and is a predicted model, not a curated record.
AUGGCCCGGGCCGGUGGGGCGGCGGCGGCGGCGGCGGCGGCGGCGGCGGGGCGGCGGCAGCGAGCCGGGCUGCUGCUGCUCAUGGUGCUGCUGCCCGAGCCGGGCGGCCGGGGCCGGGCCGGGGGGCGGCGGAGGCGGCGGGGAGAGGGCGGUGAUGGCGUUGCGGGGACCCCCGGGCCGCCCCCCGGCCGCCCGCUGCUGCUGCUGCUGCCGCUGCCGCCGCCGCUGCCUCCGCCCCCCCGCGCCGCCGCCGCCGCCGCCCGCCCGGAGGCGCUGCCCCGCGGCGGGGUCCCCAUGAAGGAGGAGCCGCUGAGCGCGGGGCUCCCCGCCGGCCGCUGGCUGCAGGGGGGCACCGGCAUCCUGGACGCCAGCACGGCGGCGCAGAGCGGGGUGUCGCUGGCCCGCGCUCACUUCGAGAAGCAGCCCCCGGCCAACCUGCGCAAGUCCAACUUCUUCCACUUCGUGCUGGCCAUGUACGACCGCCAGGGCCAGCCCGUGGAGGUGGAGCGCACCUGCUUCAUCGACUUCGUGGAGAAGGAGCGGGAGCAGAACGGGGAGAAAACCAACAACGGGAUCCAUUACCGGCUGCAGCUGCUCUACAGCAACGGGCUGCGGACCGAGCAGGAUUUGUACGUCCGCCUCAUUGACUCCAUGUCCAAGCAGGCCAUCAUUUACGAGGGGCAGGACAAGAACCCCGAGAUGUGCCGGGUGCUGCUGACGCACGAGAUCAUGUGCAGCCGCUGCUGUGACAAGAAGAGCUGCGGGAACCGCAACGAGACCCCCUCGGACCCCGUCAUCAUCGACAGGUUUUUCCUCAAGUUUUUCCUCAAGUGCAACCAGAACUGCCUGAAAAACGCCGGGAACCCGCGGGACAUGCGGCGCUUCCAGGUGGUGGUGUCCACCACGGUGCACGUGGACGGCCACGUCCUGGCCGUGUCCGACAACAUGUUCGUGCACAACAACUCCAAGCACGGCCGGCGCGCCCGGCGCCUCGACCCCUCCGAAGCAGCCACCCCCUGCAUCAAGGCCAUCAGCCCCAGCGAGGGCUGGACCACGGGCGGUGCCACCGUCAUUGUCAUCGGGGACAACUUCUUCGAUGGCCUGCAGGUGCUCUUUGGCACCGUGCUGGUGUGGAGCGAGCUCAUCACCCCCCACGCCAUCCGCGUGCAGACGCCCCCCCGGCACAUCCCGGGGGUCGUGGAGGUGACAUUGUCCUACAAGGCCAAGCACUUCUGCAAGGGCGCCCCGGGACGCUUCGUCUACACCGCCCUGAACGAGCCCACCAUCGAUUACGGGUUCCAGCGGCUGCAGAAGGUGAUCCCGCGGCACCCCGGGGACCCUGAGCGCCUGCCCAAGGAGGUGCUGCUGAAGCGCGCAGCCGACCUGGUGGAGGCGCUCUAUGGGGUCCCCCACAGCAACCAGGACGUGCUGCUGAAGCGGGCGGCCGACGUGGCUGAGGCGCUCUACAGUGUCCCCAGGGCCCCCGCGCAUGUCACUGUCCCCUCCUUCGGCGGGGGACAGCUUGGCCUCGCCAUGGGCGACUCCCCGCAGAGCUCCGAACAAGGGUUCUCGCGCAGCCCCGGGACGCCCCCGGCGCGGGGGUUCGGCCCCCCGGGCUCGGCCCCCCAGCCCGGCUUUGCCGGGGCCACCGGCGGCUUCGGCGGGGCCACCAUGGCCGGCCUGGGCGUGCCCGGGUCCCCCCCGAGCUUCCUGAACGGCUCCACCGCCACCUCCCCCUACGCCAUCCUGCCUGCCAGUCCCCCUCUGGGCUCCUCAUCCGUCGCUGUCACCUCGGGCGGGGGCACUGCCACCUCUCCGGGUGGCUUCUCCUUCUCCCCGGUGACGAUGAUCUCGGCCGUGAAGCAGAAGAGCGCCUUCGCCCCCGUGCUGCGCCCGCCGGGGUCCCCCCCGCCCGCCUGCGCCAGCACCCUGCAAGACCCAGCUUUCGAGGACUCGGACAAAUUCCACGCUCCGGCGCGGCCGCUCCAGGGAUUGGCCUAUUCCUAAGGAUGGCGUCUCCGGAGGGGCUCCGGAUCCCCCAUCCCGCCGGGACAAGGACUGGGAACAUCCCUGUCCCCUCCCCUUGGAGCUGGGCGGAGCCGCCAGGCCCAGAGGGAUGAGGGGACCCGGCCCCCCGAUGUCCCCACCCCGGGUGGCCCCGGCCUGCCCCAGCUGAGAGGGGACUUGGGGAAAUCCUGGAAUGAGCCAAAAUUCCUGGGUUUGGCCUCGGGAAGAGGCGGAGAGAGCUGAGAAUGGGGCAGAGGAGGGAGAGGGGUGGAGGCGCCGGGAUGGGCGGGAGGGGUGGUCCAGAAUGGGAAGGAUGAUCCAGAAAAGGAUGGAUGAUCCAAAGUGGGAUGGAUGUUCCAAUGGGGAAUGGAUGCUCUGGAAAAGGAUGGAUGAUCCAAGGUGGGAUGGAUUCUCUGUGUUGAGAUGGAUGCUCCAGGUUGGGAUGCAUGAUCCAAGGCAGGAUGGAUGAUCCAGGUGGGAUGGAUGUUCCAACAUAGGAUGGAUACUCCAGAAAAGGAUGCUCCAGGUGGGAUGGAAGCUUAAGGAUGGGUUGGAUGUUCCAAGGUGGGAUGGAUGAUCCAAAGUGAGGUGGAUGAUCCAGGAUGGGAUGGAUACCCCAGGAUGGAAGGGAUGUUCCAGGUGGGAUGGAUGAUCCUAGUGGAAUAGAUGUUCUAAUGAUGGGUGGAUGCUCCAGAAAAGGAUAAUCCAAGGUGGGAUGGAUGCUUCAGGUUUGAAGGGAUGUUCUAGGUGGGAUGGAAAGUCCAAGGUGGGAUGGAAGCUCUGGAAAAAGAUGGAUGAUCCAAAGUGGGAUGGAUGCCCUGGAAUAGGGUGGAUAUUGAGGAUUAGAGGGAUGAUCCAAGAGAAGAUGGAUGCUCCUGGGCAGGGGGGAUGGUCUGGAGUGGGAUGGAUGGAUGGAUGGAUGGAUGGAUGGAUGGAUGGAUGGAUGGAUGGAUCCUCCAAGCCAGGAGGGCUGAUGUGGGACAGGAUGGACGCUCCCAGGACAGAUGGAUGCUCCAAGGUGGGAUGGAUGCUCCGGGUGGGAAUAUCCUGGAUCCCCCAGGACGGGAUGGAUGCUCCGGUGGGACCUGGCUCCUCCUGCCUUUCCCUGCUCUCUCCCCACUCCAAUCCAGAGCCUCACCCACAAUUCCAGAAUCCGAUCCUGGAUCUCUGCCUGUCCAGGAUCAGGAUCCUGAUGCCACCUGGGGCAUGGGGACACCGCUGUCCCCUGCCAUUAAUUAUUGCCAUUACUAUCGAUAUUAAUUACCAGAACUGUUUUGACCACGGGGAGGGGGGAGGUCCCUG